Messenger RNA from Olea europaea var. sylvestris, 1145 nucleotides. Its product is annotated as shikimate O-hydroxycinnamoyltransferase-like. Gene Ontology annotation, molecular function: acyltransferase activity, transferring groups other than amino-acyl groups. Lineage: Eukaryota; Viridiplantae; Streptophyta; Magnoliopsida; Lamiales; Oleaceae. The transcript is spliced from 2 exons. The record is from RefSeq and is a predicted model, not a curated record. Bases 121 to 972 code for a protein of 283 amino acids.
ACGCUGGAGCUCCGCCUCCUUAUUCCGGCAGUGGAUUAUUCUCAACCAAUAUCGACGUACCCACUUCUGGUGUUACAGGUCACCUAUUUCAAAUGUGGAGGAGUCUCACUAGGUGUUGGAAUGCAACACCACGUAGCAGAUGGAUUUUCUGGUCUUCAUUUUAUCAAUACAUGGUCCGAUAUGGCCCGUGGUCUAGACAUUACCAUCUCGCCUUUCAUCGACCGGACUCUCCUCCGUGCGCGUGAUCCACCCAAGCCACAGUUCAAGCACAUCGAGUACCAGCCUGCUCCGGCCAUGAAAACCCCUUCUCAAAAUAACUCUAAAUCUGAGCCGGAUACAGCUAUUUCCAUAUUCAAACUAACUCGUGCCCAACUCAAUGCCCUAAAAUCCAAGUCGAAGGAUGAGGAAAACACGAUUCCCUAUAGCUCGUAUGCAAUGUUGGCAGGGCACGUAUGGCGUUGUGCGUGUAAUGCACGAGGACUUCCCGUGGAUCAGGAGACGAAGCUCUACAUUGCAACCGAUGGGCGUUCUAGGCUCCAACCUCUACUCCCUGAUGGCUAUUUUGGGAAUGUGAUAUUCACAGCCACACCGCUUGCAGUAGCUGGUGAUCUCCAAUCAAAGCCCGUAUGGUAUGCAGCCAGUAAAAUUAACGAUGCUUUAGCCCGAAUGGACAAUGAUUACUUGAGAUCUGCUCUCGAUUACCUGGAAUUGCAACCGGAUCUUAAGGCACUUGUUCGAGGUGCGCAUACUUUUAGGUGUCCAAAUCUUGGAAUAACAAGUUGGGUUCGGCUGCCAAUCCACGAUGCAGACUUCGGCUGGGGUAGGCCGAUCUUUAUGGGACCCGGUGGGAUCGCCUACGAAGGUUUGAGUUUUGUAUUGCCAAGUCCAGAAAAUGACGGGAGCUUAUCUGUUGCGAUUUCACUUCAAACAGAACAUAUGAAAGUGUUUGAGAAGCUGUUGUAUGACAUUUGAUCAACUGAAAAACUACGAGUAUUUUGGGUUAAUUUGGUAGUGUUUGUGUCUUUAGGGAUGGCCUUCUGCCAUGGCAACAUUGUUUAUAUAAGCCAAAUGCUACUUGCAUAUGUAAGUAAGGGAACUGGUAUUUACAUCCACAAUUGUUAUAUAUUCAUCUCACUCUAUGUUUA